CAGCCCUGGGCUCUGUAAGCGCAGCUACAGAUAGUGAGGGGUGGGACCAGUUCCCUCCACCAUCUCUUGACGCUCAGUUCCCGGCUGACCUUCAGCCAUGAAGAUCCUUUACUUGCUCUUUGCUGUUGUCUUCUUGGUGCUCAUGGAUGCCCCAGGUUUCUCCCAUGCUCUGUUGACCCGAAGAGCGUGUAGAAACAAAGGGGGUGACUGUCACUUUCGGCGAUGUCCCAGCCAUACUAUAUACCUUGACAAAUGCUAUUUUGGCCAUUGCUGUCGAAGUGGGAAAGUUGUUGCUGGUGAUAACCCACAGGCUCGGAGGCCCUCUGAGGAAGUUUUCUGA
Molecule: messenger RNA, 340 nt
Organism: Chelonoidis abingdonii (Abingdon island giant tortoise)
Lineage: Eukaryota; Metazoa; Chordata; Testudines; Testudinidae
Source: RefSeq, a predicted model, not a curated record